AUGAAUGGUAGAAGCUUCAUGGAGAGCCGUGGUUACACAUUUCAUAAGAACCUGGGGGAAGGAAUGUAUGGCAAAGUUAUAAGUGCGCACUCAUCCCACCUGGACAAAAAGGUCGCCAUAAAGGUUAUGGAUAAAAAAAAGUUACAUUAUAAUUACUUGGAGAAGUUUCUGCCCCAGGAAAUGCAGAUCAUCAGGUCGCUGAACCAUCCCAACAUUGUCAAGACUAUUGAUAUCUUUGAAUCAAACACAAAAAAGGUCUAUGUGGUGAUGGAGCUCUGUGCAAAAGGAGACCUCUUGAAGCAUAUCAAUGUCAAGGGGGCCUUACCCGACCAUUCAAGCUGGAGGUUUUUCACACAGCUGUGUGAGGCCAUCCAGUAUCUUCACAGCCGAGACGUAGCCCACAGAGAUAUAAAAUGUGAGAACCUGCUGCUGGACAGAUUUCACAACCUCAAAGUGUGCGACUUCGGGUUCAGCAAGAGUUUGACUUACAUAGACGGACGGAUGGUGCUCAGUGAAACUUACUGUGGCACCUCGUCCUACGCAGCACCUGAGAUUUUGAGAAGCUUUCCAUACAACCCCAAAGUGUCAGAUGUGUGGAGUAUGGGUAUUGUGCUGUAUAUGAUGCUCUAUGCAACAAUGCCCUAUGAUGCCAACAACGUUACGAAGAUGGUGGGAAUUCAAAUGCAGCACAAUAUCGACUUCCCAAACAGUCCGUCUGUUUCUUCUGAGGCAAAGGACCUCAUCCGAAGCCUUCUGCACCCUGUUGUGGAGAAGCGGAUUACGAUCAGCAACAUAUUGCAGAGCUCCUGGGUGUUGCGGGAAGGGAGAAUGGAGGACAGUGAUGAGGACCCCACAUCACACGCUGGGUCUGGGCAAGGAGGACCUACAGAUGAAAAGGCCAGAGAGGAGGAGAAACUUACAAAAAACAGCUCAGAUCCAGGGGAAGGACCUUCAACUGCUCCCACAAGACACUGGUGUUAGAAUUAGAAGCUGACAAAACCUUAAAUAAAUACAUCAAUUAAUACUUAAGAACAAGCUACAAAGUGUU
This is a messenger RNA of Dicentrarchus labrax (European seabass), 1048 nucleotides long. It is a transcript of the gene tssk6, whose product is annotated as testis-specific serine kinase 6. Gene Ontology annotation, biological process: protein phosphorylation. Lineage: Eukaryota; Metazoa; Chordata; Actinopteri; Moronidae. The coding region runs from base 1 to 981 and encodes 326 amino acids. The record is from RefSeq and is a predicted model, not a curated record. The transcript has 2 exons. Gene Ontology annotation, molecular function: protein kinase activity; ATP binding.